GUGGAGUAGGGGAGGCCGUGAUUGAAAUAAAAUAAAGAGGGGAGCGGAGGGUGAUCACGCCCUGGUUCGAGGCCCAUACAUUCGCCUUCACACGAUCGAGUCCACGUCCGUCCGCCUCCCGCCCCUGCCAACUCUGGAGAGUGUAGCAGUGGGUUCUUCCACGAAACAUCAGGUUUGCCGAUAGGGACACAGGGACGAUUGACUGGAUGGCCUCCUCGACGGACCAAGUGGGGAGGUCCUUCCUAGGAGGGGUGGCCGUUGUGGAAGAUGGUGCAGCUGAAGAAAGAACAGAGCCGAUGCGAAAGAAACGCAAACCAGCGAGUGCCGCGCCGGUGGCUGCCAAAGAGGGAAGCCCGCGUUCUGACGAUGUCGGCGGCAAUGGUUCGGACGACCAGGGAAACGAUUUAGAGUAUGAGUACAACUCUGAUUCGCAUUCGGAAUGGGAGGGCGCGCGGGAAUGGACGAAGGAGCAUCACGCGCAAGCUGAUGCGGACGAGUUUAUCGACGGCGUGGACGGUAUUACCGCGAGGGUCCAGUUAUCCUCGGCCCUGACAAAUCUCUGGGUAUAUAUCGAUCCUAGGAGGCUUUCCGAGGGCCGUGCUCCUGGCACUCGUGUCGAGACUGUCGGCCUGGAUCCCAGGAAAGGAGUGGUGGUGAUGCUCACCACCGACCAUGACUACACGUCGUCAAGCAAGUGCCCGAAAGUGUUGUGGGCCAGGCAGGUGGCACGGACGGCGAUGGACAUGUCGAAAAUGGACACCUACGGAAGCAUCGGGGAGACAUUCCCGCACGAGUGGAUGCUCUGCGGAAAGAUACAGGUCGAGCUGACGCGAGCUUGGUCCCAAGGCAUGGGGCCAUCACGCACGACCGACGAACACGUCAAGGGAGGACAUCAAUCCGAGCAAGGGAUGGGCGGCGAUGUCUGCCACGACGGCGGAUCUCCCGUUCGAGAGGGUAGGGUAGCGGCGGCGACGGGGGCCGGAGAGGGGACGGCGAAGAAUACGACGGACGGGGGAAAGCUUCACAGCGCAGCAACACGGCGGGCGGUCAAGAUGAUUUGCGAGUCCAUGGUGGUGUCGGCCGGUUUUGCUGCCUACGUUCUGCGGAUCUCUAAGGUACCUUGGGAAGGGCGGUAUGGUGUGGUGCUACGAGAUGAUGGGAGUAUCAGUGGUUUAUGGACGAGGUUGCGUUACGUAGUUCAUGACACCUAAGUGCCACCCGGGGUGUGGACAAAUUUGUUUCGACAAGGUUUUACGUGAGCGCGGUAAUUUAACCGUACAACCUUGCAACAAGGACUUCCCGAGGUCUCCCACCCCCGAUACGCACCCCUGUUUCAGUACGACGAGCAAAAGGCACAGCUGAACCUUCUCGAGGAGGAACAGCGAUCGUCCCUAAAGGCAGCAUUCGCGGAAUUCACAGCGCUGAAGAGGAGGUUUCCACAGGCGUGUUGUUUUGACGCCGUUGCGGAACAUCCCGGAUCCAUCCAGCUGCAAAAUGACUCCGUGGUGCGCGUGGCACUGGGAGGGCCUCUGUUGGACCCGCUGCCUCAGUCGAAGGGGGAGACCGGGGAUGGCCACGGUCUGUUAGACCAGUAUCGUAGGGCUGAACUGAAGGAGCUCGCCGAGACUAACCCAUUGGUUCGCGUUGCGCUGACCGUGAUCGAAAGACUGAAGAACGUCACCGAGAUCUGCCUGGUUUGUGGCGACCAGAUACAGGGGCACACCGUGUCGAUGCCGACCGUGUGCCACCAGCCCUUGUGCACAUCGACCUCGAGCGUGUUGGAGCGCCGGAAGCGCUGGAAGUUCGAGUUUGCUCGCUUGCCCACGAUGCCUCCGGCGAGGCAGCGCGUGCAAAAGAAGCAACAGCGUUUCGAGACGCAGCCGGACAUCGUCCUUGUUAGUCCUGCGGGAGGUGUAGAAGGACAGGUGAGAGAAAACAUUGGAUGGGCACCUCUGUACAUUGCAAGGGUUUCCGAAUCGAAGAUAAAUUCCCCUUUUGUUUCUUUGCGCUUGUUGUGACGGAAGGCAGUUCUACCUCACUGCUUGGAUGGAAGUAUAAUGUCGUUGUCCGCAUAGACCAGGGCAAUUCUCCAUGGUACUGUAAGGAGACGAAGACUAAGGUGAAGACUCAUGGCCCAGUACCACCAC
Ectocarpus sp. CCAP 1310/34 is the source of this 2147-nucleotide messenger RNA. The record is from the annotation of a GenBank genome assembly. NCBI's taxonomy places the organism in Eukaryota, Phaeophyceae, Ectocarpales, Ectocarpaceae.